CCGCGAAUCGAUUCAUCGCUCGCGAAUCCCAACAUUUCUUUAUUCGGUUAUAACGAAAUGGGCGAAAACCAAACGCCAGUUACUAAUCCACAGGAAAUGGGAUUAGAUUCCUGCAAUUAUGCCGUAAACUAUUAGAAUAAUAUAUGUUGCAUAUGUUUAAGAUAGCACACAUGCAACACAUUAAUAGGUCCUAAACAAAGCUACAUACGAGUUGGUGGCUUCACUUUUGCUUUGCAUAUUCUUCUGUACUCGAAAUUAAGCUCAGCAAUCUGGACAAACGAAAAUGCAACUAGUGGUGAAUUUGAUCGUAGCCAUAGCUGCGCACCGCGCAUCCGGUAGCUUGUUACGUGGUUUCCAAGAUCUUCAAGACUAUAAUUUCGAUGAUGAAAAGGCACCGGUUCACAACUUGCAGGAUGAUGUUAAAUUCAUUUUAUAUACGAGGGAAGGCCCGAAGGAAGGCGAGCUAAUAAUCAACUCUUACGAAGUCCUGAAGAAAUCUCACUUCGCUCCAACUCGAAGCACAAAGUUUGUUAUACAUGGGUUCCAAUCCAGCGGCUACUCCGAUACCUGUCAGGAAAUCAAAGACAAAUACCUCGAACUGUACGAUUACAAUAUCUUCGUGGUCGACUGGAGCAAAAUCUCAGGAAAUCUUAUAUAUUUCAUACCUGCAACAAGCACUAGGCAGGUCGGAGAAUACUUUGCAAGUUUAAUUGAUUUAUUGAUAACCCACGGAGCGGAUGCAAACGAUAUUCAUUUGAUCGGUCACAGUUUGGGUGCGCAUAUUUCCGGUUUUGCUGGUGAAUACUCAAGCGUGAACGUUUCAAGAAUUACAGGCCUGGAUCCGGCGUUUCCUUCUUUUGGCAUGAUCCAAUUGUCCAACGGACGACUGUCCUAUCAUCAAGCCAAAUUCGUGGACGUCAUUCAUACUGCAGCCGGUACUUUCGGCUUGAUGGACGCCAUUGGACAUGCCGAUUUUUACCCUAACGGUGGCGUAAUGUCACAACCAGGAUGCAACGGCAUCACGGAUUUUACAGCAGCUUGCAGUCACGGUAAAAGCUGGCAGUACUUUAAAGAGAGCAUCGAUACCAACGUCAAAUUUGCUUCUUACAAAUGCAACUCACUAGACGACUUCUCCAGAGGAUGCCAAAUGGUGAAUCCGGUUUACAUGGGCGAUCAUUUGGAUCGGAAGGCGCGCGGUAUAUUCUAUUUAAAGACGAUGCCGGAAGUUCCAUACGUUAUAAACAACUGA
Messenger RNA from Nicrophorus vespilloides, 1249 nucleotides. Its product is annotated as lipase member H-A-like. Gene Ontology annotation, molecular function: lipase activity. The transcript has 5 exons. Bases 284 to 1249 code for a protein of 321 amino acids. Gene Ontology annotation, biological process: lipid metabolic process. NCBI's taxonomy places the organism in Eukaryota, Metazoa, Arthropoda, Insecta, Coleoptera, Silphidae. The record is from RefSeq and is a predicted model, not a curated record.